AUGAAUCGUCGCAAAUCAACAUCCACGACGGUGCCAACAGCAACGGCGACGAUGCAAAAGUCUACGGAGUCAAAGACACCAUCAACUAAAUACGACGGCGACAAUGCAAAGAGUUACAAUGACAGAGCCUAUGUCAUCAGGGGCGACGACGGCGACGACAGAAUUAAUCAAGUCAUGCUUCGGGAAGUCGCCAAAGAAAGGAAAAAAAUAAAAAAAGAAGAAUUUCUACGGCGAAAAGCGAAAUACGCGACACGUAUUCCACCGAUACCUGCACCGCCUGUUUAUGUGGCACCAUCGCCAAUACCAACAUCGCUUUAUGUACCAACUUACGCACCAUCGACUUAUGCAGCGCCGUUUACAUGCGCACCACCGACUUACGCAGCAGCGGCUCACCCACAACCACCGCCAUACGUAGCACCGGCUUACCCACAACCACCGGCUUACGCAGCACCGGCUCACCCACAACCACUGCCUUACGAAACUCCAAACCAAUAA
This is a messenger RNA of Camponotus floridanus (Florida carpenter ant), 495 nucleotides long. Its product is annotated as translation initiation factor IF-2-like. The record is from RefSeq and is a predicted model, not a curated record. The transcript has 3 exons. Lineage: Eukaryota; Metazoa; Arthropoda; Insecta; Hymenoptera; Formicidae. The coding region runs from base 1 to 495 and encodes 164 amino acids.